Ceraceosorus bombacis is the source of this 1625-nucleotide messenger RNA. NCBI's taxonomy places the organism in Eukaryota, Fungi, Basidiomycota, Exobasidiomycetes, Ceraceosorales, Ceraceosoraceae. The record is from the annotation of a GenBank genome assembly.
AUGAUCGCACCAGCCGCUCGCAACCUCGCUCGCGCUGCUGCUCGACGAGCAGGCGCAACAGCCUCUGCCCAACAGCUCCCGGCUGCCGGAGCUCGAUCGCUGUCCAUCUUUGCAGGCGCUGCUCGUCCCUCCACCGGCAGCAUCAGCGCCCAAGCCCAAGCCUUCUCAGCUCCCCAAGCUCGUGGUAUCAAGCACAUCGACUUUGCCGGUGAUGGUCAGGUCGAGACUGUCUACGAGCGCGCCGACUGGCCCAUCGAGAAGCUUCACGACUACUUCAAAAACGACACUCUCGCUCUGGUGAGUUUGCGGUUACAUGGCGCGUUGGGAUUGAGAAGGUGCUGCUUGCGAAACACCGAAGCGCUCUCGAGCUGGCAUCGUGUGAACAUCGCUGUAGUCAACGAAGCGCACCUCAAAUGCUCUGCGCCCGUGAAUCUUUCCUGUGCCUGGUGGAAGGAAACUGAUGAUGCUCUUUCUACUUCGUGCAAUAGCUUGGCUACGGCUCUCAAGGUCACGGUCAGGGCCUCAAGUGAGUUGGAGCGCGCCGAAAGGCCUUCAGUAUGAGCCAACAGCUCCCCUGACCCUGGGAAAGCACUACCGCGCUCACGCUCUCUCUCUCACACUCUCUCUGUGCAGCCUUCGCGACCAAGGCUUAAACGUCAUUGUCGGUGUGCGAAAGGGCGGAGCAUCUUGGAAGGAGGCUCAAGAGGAUGGCUGGGUCGAGGGCAAGAACCUGUUCGACAUUGACGAAGCUGCGCAAAAGGGAACGUACCUGAUGAUGCUCAUGUCUGACGCUGGUGCAUCCGACGCUUACCCCAAGCUGCUCAAGUACAUGACCAAGGGCAAGACCGUCUACUGGUCUCACGGCUUCUCUCCCGUCUUCAAGGACCAGACCGGCAUCGAGGCGCCCAAGGAGUGCGAUGUCAUCCUUUGCGCGCCCAAGGGAUCCGGUCGCACGGUCCGCACCCUCUUCAAAGAGGGGCGCGGCAUCAACUCCUCCGUCGCCGUCUACCAAGACGUUACCGGCAAGGCUCUGGAAAAGGCAGUCGCCAUGUCCGUCGCUGUUGGCUCUGGCUACACGUACGAGACGACGUUCGAGAAGGAGGUGUACUCUGACCUGUACGGAGAGCGUGGAUGCCUGAUGGGAGGUAUCCAGGGCAUGUUCAAGGCUCAGUACGAUGUGCUGCGCGCCAACGGCCACUCGCCAAGCGAGGCCUUCAACGAGACCUGCGAAGAGGCUCUCAUGAGUCUCUACCCCCUCGUCGGUGAGCACGGCAUGGACUACAUGUACAAGGCCUGCUCCACCACCGCCCGUCGUGGUGCGCUCGACCUGGCUCCCGUCUUCGAGAAGGCCCUGAAGCCCGUGUUUGAGGACCUCUACGCUCGCGUCAAGGACGGAAGCGAGACUAGAAGGACCAUUUCUUUUGCCAGCCAAAAGAACUACCGCGAGCUCUUCGACAAGGAAACUGACGCCAUUGCUGCUCAAGAGAUGUGAGUUGUACACCUUGCGAGAGUCUUUCGAGCAAUCGUCAGACUGACUGACCUGCACGCGUCUUGUCAUCUUCAGGUGGCGUGUCGGACACAAGGUCCGCGCCCUCCGUCCUGAUCGCGCAGGCAAGGACUUGUAG